GCCUUCUUCUCUCUUCUUCCUGCCAGGCUACCACUGCUCCCACAUAGCUGAGAGAGAUGCUAUGAAUGGGAGCAAGCUUCCCUUUUUUAUAGACCUCAAGGGAAGUUCUUCAAUUGCGGUUUGGGAGUUGGAUGGCAACUAACAUUGGUGAACAUAGGCGGCAGUGGUGGUGCUGACUUCAAUCUUCCAGCGUUUCCGGCGAGGCGGUGGUGGUGGUGGAGAGGGCAUAGGGUGCUGUUCCUGUUAAAAUCUAAUCCAAGUGGAGUUGGGUAAUGGUAUUAUUUGUUGACAUUCCCAGUGAUUUACAGAGUGUUUUUGAUGGUUGGUGUCUUAAUUGAUUUUUCCUUGGAAAAGAUAUUGUUUGCUUUGCUGAGAGUUGGUGCCUUUGGAGCAUCUCUGGUCCCACCCCCUUUAGAGCCCUUCUUUUCUUUACCACCCCCAGCAGCAAAUGUCCUGCAGCCCAGCACCCUGACUGCCUCCCCUGUGAUGAUGAAACUUCUCAUUGAUUUUAUGCAGUUUAUUGCCAUGUCUUUUCCCUGCAAAAAUAUUUUACAAAAUCAUCAAUAGUUCAAGGUUCAAUUUCAACGUAACAUGCUUCCUUUAAUACCCCAUAUCCACCACUUUGUAAUACGCCACUGCUAUACUCUACAAUGCAGCAAUAGACUUCAAAUCCCUUUAAUGAGUUGGGCAAAGCAGUAGGAACUCAAGCAGUAGUCUCUCUACCAGUGCAUCACCAUUCCAACACAACCAAUUGUGGUCUUCAAAUCUUGCAUAUCUUGCAAUGUUCAUCUCUCUCAUCCUUCCCAAGAGGCAGAUUUGUCUGUACCCUUAAAUCUAUUAGGGUUGGUGAUUGUGCACAGCUGCAGCCAAUUUCAGAGGAGAUGUUUCACCACAAUAAUAAUGCUCUUGAAGAUUUGAACAUCUUGGGGUAUCCCAAUCUCAGAAUCAUACCAGAUUGCCUCUACAACCUCAAAGAUCUUCAGAGCGGAAAAUGUGAGAAUCUGGAGCUGCAGCCUCAUCAAUUGCAAGGCCUCACUUAUCUUACUUCACUCAAGAUCACUAAUUGUGAGAAUAUCAAGAUGCCCUUAUCAAAAUGGGGCCUUGCCAGGUCGACCUCUCUUAAAACUCUCACCAUUUCUGGUUAUCACCACCACCACUCAUUGCUUCUUCCUACUACUCUAGCUGAGCUUUUCAUUUCAAGCUUCAAGAAUCUAGAAUCCUUGGCUUUCCUGUCUCUCCAAAGGCUCACCUCUCUUAAAAGGCUAUGCAUCUCCAGUUGUCCUAAUCUCCAGGGCUGUUUAACACGCUUUCAGAACUAUUUAUAACAUAUUGCCCACUCCUAAUUUGAAGGUGCUCAAAAGAGAAACGGGAAGAUUGGCCCAAGAUUGCCCACAUCCCCUAUGUGAAAAUAGAUGGCAGAUUGAUCCUUUAGCAAUAAGGAGUUGAGAUUGCAGCAAAAUGAACGCAGAGACCAUUCCACUGUAUAUAUAUAUAUGCUUGGUAUUUUUUCUUCAGUGUGCCACAAUUCCUUUUUGUGCACGUACGUAGGAUGUGAAGGAGAAAAUAAUGCAAAUGGAAUCCAAUUCUCUAACCACAGAUGUGGGAGGAGAGCUUGAAUCAAAUUAAGCCAACUCCUUGCAAAAGACGAAUUCUUGCUAAGAAACCUCACCACACGCAAGUUCUUUCUUAUCCAAGAAUUCUCCAGCAGAGCUUUCUGAUUGGUCAGCAUGCUUCUGAUGAUCCUUCUGCUUAUCCAAAAGUUGCAGCUUGGAAAUCUGAAGGAGAUGGUAGUGACUGCUGCUCAUGGGAUGUCUUAAGAGUGUAACAAGGACACUGUCCAUGUGAUCUGCCUUAACCUUGGCAGCAGCUGUCUCUAUGGUUCUAUCAACUUCAGCAGCGCCUUCUUCCACCUUGUGCAUCUUCAAGGGCAUGAUCUCUCUGAUAAUGAUUUCAAUUACUCUAUGAUCCCAUCAGGAGUUGUCCAGCUUUUGAGUCUAAGAAGUCUAAAUGACACCUCACCUGGAUUCUCUGGCCAAAUCCCAUUGGAUCUCUUAGUGCUGUCCAAACCGAUUGUCCUUGAUCUCUCACAAAAUCCAUUGAAGCACCAGUAACCUGACCUUGCUUCAGAUUCAGGGAACACCAUGGAAGUUGUUGGAGAGGCUCUUCUUUCCACUGCCCUCGGCUUGCUGUUUGACAAGUUGACUUCCUCUGAUCUUAUUAAGUUCGCACGGCAGGAGGAUGUCCACACCGAACUCAAGAAAUGGGAGAAGGAGUUGCAGAGCAUCCGGCAAGAGCUCAACGACGCGGAGGAGAAGCAGAUCACAGAUGAGGCUGUCAAAUCAUGGCUGUUUGAUCUGAGGGUUUUGGCGUAUGAUAUGGAGGAUGUCUUGGACGAGUUUGCUUACGAAUUGAUGAGAAGAAAGCUGAUGGGGGCGGAAGUUGAUGAAGCCAGCACAAGCAUGGUACGCAAGUUCAUUCCUACGUGCUGCACUAGUUUCAGUCCAACUCAUGUUGUGCGUAAUGUCAAGAUGGGGUCCAAGAUUAGAGGGAUCACAAGCAGAUUGCAAGACAUUUCAGCUAGAAAAGCUGGACUUGGCCUGGAAAAGGCGGCAGGAGGAGCUACUUCCGCUUGGCAAAGGCCACCACCCACUACACCUAUAGCAUACGAACCUGGCGUUUAUGGCAGGGAUGAAGAUAAAAAAGCGAUUCUUGAUUUGCUGUGCAAGGUUGGGCCCAAGGAAAACAGUGUUGGCGUCAUUUCCAUUGUUGGCAUGGGCGGUCUGGGCAAGACAACACUUGCACGGCUGGUUUACAACGAUGAAAUGGCCAAAAAUUUUGACCUAAAAGCGUGGGUUUGUGUGUCUGACGUGUUUGAUGUGGAGAAUAUAACAAAAGCAAUUCUCAAUUCGGUGGAAAGUUCUGAUGCAAGCGGCUCGUUGGACUUCCAACAAGUUCAAAAGAAAUUGACAGACGAGUUGACAGGGAAAAAGUUUUUACUCAUUCUAGACGAUGUGUGGAACAAGAAUUUUGAUAAUUGGGAUCGAUUGCGUGCCCCUUUGAGUGUAGGGGCGAAAGGAAGCAAAGUCAUAGUUACAACACGCAAUAAAAAUGUUGCAUUGAUGAUGGGAGCUGCCGAGAAUCUUCAUGAACUAAACCCCUUGUCAGAAGACGCUUGUUGGUCUGUGUUUGAGAAGCAUGCAUUUGAACAUAGAAAUAUGGAAGAUCAUCCAAACUUGGUGUCCAUUGGGAGGAAAAUUGUUGGCAAGUGUGGGGGAUUGCCCCUAGCAGCAAAAGCCCUUGGUGGUCUCUUACGCUCUAAACAGAGGGAAGAAGAAUGGGAAAGAGUAUUGAAUAGCAAAAUUUGGGAUUUUUCAAGCACGGAAUGUGAGAUUCUUCCUGCGUUGCUGUUGAGCUAUCACUGUCUCCCGUCAUAUUUGAAGAGGUGUUUUGCAUACUGUGCCAUGUUCCGCAACGACUAUGAGUUUGACUCAAAAACUUUGGUCCUCCUGUGGAUGGCUGAAGGUUUAAUUCAGCAACCAAACGCUGACAACCGCACAAUGGAAGAUCUAGGAGACGACAAUUUUUGUGAAUUAUUGUCAAGGUCAUUUUUUCAAUCAUCAGGUAACGAUGAAUCCCGUUUUGUGAUGCAUGAUCUUAUCUGUGAUCUAGCUCGAGUUGCUUCUAGUGAAAUAUGCUUUUGUUUGGAAGAUAACUUGGAAAGUACUCGACAAUCCACAAUUUCCAAAGAGACUCGUCAUUUAUCAUUCAUUCGUGGAAAAUUCGAUGUGUUAAAAAAAUUUGAAGCCUUUCAAGAGUUAGAACAUUUACGAACAUUUGUGGCUUUACCAAUUCAUGGUACGUUUACAGAAUCUUUUGUAACUAGUUUGGUGUGUGAUCAUUUGGUGCCAAAAUUUCGAUAUUUAAGAGUCCUCUCUUUGAGUGAAUAUAUGAUAUUUGAGUUACCAGAUUCUAUUGGUGGAUUAAAGCAUCUACGUUAUUUGAAUUUGUCUUUCACCCAAAUCAAAUUAUUGCCAGAUUCAGUGACCAAUCUCUAUAAUUUACAAACAUUGAUACUAUCCAAUUGUGAGCAUCUUACAAGGUUGCCUUCCAACAUUGGAAAUUUAAUUAGCCUUAGACAUCUUGAUGUUGUUGGAUGUUCAUUGCAAGAGAUGCCACAGCAAAUAGGCAAAUUAAAGAAAUUGCAAACCUUGUCAGAUUUUAUUGUCGCCAAACGAGGAUUUUUGGGAAUAAAGGAGUUGAAGGAUUUGUCAAAUCUGCGGGGGAAGAUAUGCAUUUCAAAAUUGGAAAAUGUUGUGGAUGUUCAAGAUGCUAGGGAUGCCAAUCUAAACACUAAGCUCAAUGUUGAAAGCUUGAGUAUGAUUUGGAGUAAAGAAUUGGUUGAUUCACAUAAUGAAGACACUGAAAUGGGAGUCCUCCUCUCUCUACAACCUCAUACCAAUCUGAAGGAACUCAGGAUUGAAUAUUAUGGUGGUCGAAAAUUCCCAAACUGGAUGUGUGAUCCCUCUUACACUAAAUUGGUUGCGUUAAGUCUUAUUGGUUGUAUAAGAUGCAUAUCACUACCUUCCGUUGGGCAACUACCCCUCCUCAAGAAGUUAGUCAUCAAAAAAAUGGAUGGAGUGAAAAGUGUGGGGCUGGAGUUUGAGGGCCAAGGUUCUCUUCAUGCUAAGCCUUUCCAAUGCUUAGAGUCUUUGUGGUUUGAGGACAUGAAGGAAUGGGAAGAGUGGUGUUGGUCAACAAAGUCAUUUUCUCGCCUCCGUCAGUUGGAGAUAAAAAAUUGUCCAAGAUUGAUUAAGAAAUUACCCACACACCUAACUUCUCUAGUAAAGCUCAGUAUUGAGAAUUGCCCAGAAAUGAUGGUUCCACUUCCAACAGACUUGCCUUCUCUUGAAGAGCUCAAUAUUUAUUAUUGCCCAGAAAUGAUGCCACAGUUUGACAACCAUGAAUUUCUCAUUAUGCCACUGAGGGGAGCGAGUAGAAGCGCAAUUGACAUCACCUCACAUAUUUAUUUGAAAGUUGGUGGAAUAUCAGGGCUUUCCAGACUUCAGCCGGAGUUUAUGCAGUCCCUGCCGAGGCUUGAACUUCUAGAAAUUGACAAUUCUGGUCAGUUGCAAUGUUUGUGGCUGGAUGGGUUGGGAUUAGGAAACCUCUCUCGCCUUCGAAUAUUGAGUUGUGACCAACUUGUAUCCUUGGGAGGGGAGGAGGAGGAAGAGCAAGGGCUGCCUUACAAUCUUCAGCAUUUGGAAAUUCGUAAGUGUGAUAAGUUGGAGAAGCUUCCGCAUGGAUUACAAAGCUAUACAUCUCUUGCAGAGUUGAUCAUCGAGGAUUGCCCAAAACUGGUGUCAUUUCCAGAGAAGGGUUUCCCGCUCAUGCUUAGAGGUCUUGCUAUUUCUAAUUGUGAAAGUCUAAGUAGUCUACCUGAUAGGAUGAUGAUGAGAAACAGCAGCAACAACGUGUGUCACCUAGAAUACUUGGAGAUAGAGGAGUGUCCAUCUCUUAUUUGCUUUCCAAAAGGGCGGUUACCCACCACCCUUAGGCGACUAUUCAUAUCCAAUUGUGAAAAUCUAGUGUCUCUUCCAGAAGACAUCCAUGUGUGUGCCCUUGAACAGUUAAUUAUAGAGAGGUGUCCAUCUCUCAUUGGUUUUCCAAAAGGUAAGCUACCCCCCACUCUCAAGAACACAGCCAAUUGUGGUCUUCAAAUCUUGGAUAUCUCGCAAUGUUCAUCUCUCGCAUCCUUUCCUACUGGCAAGUUUCCCUCUACCCUUAAAUCUAUUACGAUUGAUAAUUGUGCACAGAUGCAGCCAAUUUCAGAGGAGAUGUUUCACUGUAAUACUAAUGCACUUGAAAAGUUGUCCAUCUUGGGACACCCUAAUCUCAAAACCAUACCAGAUUGCCUCUACAACCUCAAAGAUCUUCGGAUUGAAAAAUGCGAGAAUCUGGACUUGCAGCCUCAUCUAUUGCGAAACCUCACUUCUCUUUCAUCACUUCAGAUCACUAAUUGUGAGAAUAUCAAAGUGCCCUUAUCAGAAUGGGGACUUGCCAGAUUGACCUCUCUUAGAACUCUUACCAUUGGUGGCAUAUUUCUGGAAGCCACCUCCUUUCCUAAUCACCACCACCACUUGUUUCUUCUUCCUACUACUCUAGUUGAGCUUUGCAUUUCAAAUUUCCAGAAUCUGGAAUCCUUGGCCUUCCUGUCUCUCCAAACGCUGACCUCUCUUAGAAAGCUAGACGUCUUCCGAUGUCCUAAGCUCCAGUCGUUUAUACCAAGGGAAGGGCUGCCUGACAUGCUUUCAGAACUGUAUAUAAGAGACUGCCCACUCCUAAUUCAAAGGUGCUCAAAAGGGAAAGGGGAAGAUUGGCCCAAGAUUGCCCACAUCCCCUGUGUGAAAAUAGAUGACAAAUUGAUCCUUGAGCAAUAAGAAGUUGAGAUGGCAGCAAAAUGAAUGCAGAGACCACCACUAUAUAUAUAUGUGCUUGUUGAAACUCAUCCAACAGCAAAAACUCCCCUUCACCAAUCACUGGUUUGCCAUCCAUGCUAUAAAGUCUCAUGCUUGAUGGUUACGAAGGUUGAAAAAUCAGUAUCUCAUUGACAGAAGAA
Vitis riparia (riverbank grape) is the source of this 6616-nucleotide messenger RNA. Its product is annotated as putative disease resistance RPP13-like protein 1. The transcript has 5 exons. Gene Ontology annotation, biological process: defense response to other organism. Bases 2142 to 6437 code for a protein of 1431 amino acids. The record is from RefSeq and is a predicted model, not a curated record. Gene Ontology annotation, molecular function: ADP binding. NCBI's taxonomy places the organism in Eukaryota, Viridiplantae, Streptophyta, Magnoliopsida, Vitales, Vitaceae.